CGCGCGAGUUGUGCGGCGCGCGCUCUUCCCUUGGUCUCUGUCUCACUCUCUCCGCUUCGGCCGCCUUCAGUGCGCGAGCGGAGGCGUUGGGUGGCGGGGCAAGGACGGGACGGGACGGGCUGGCCGGUGUUGGAUGGAGGCUCCCGUCCGCCUCGCCUGGUCUCUCUGGAAUGUACCGGGGAGCGGCUGCCGAGCGGGACCCAGGGCUCUAUGGGCGCUGCUGAGAGGCUCCUCAGUGACUCCAAGUAGACUGAAGCUCUUUGCUAUCAACCUUUCUAACCUGGCACUAUGCAUCCUGACCCUGGACCUUUACAAGAACUACUCUUCCUUACUGUAACAGUUUUUUUCUCGACCACAGCUUCAGAUCUGAUUCCUCAUUUUGUUUCUGAGCCCCUUUCUACCAUCCAGAAACCUGGUGUGACUGUGCAGCUUCACUGCUCUGCUGAGCCCACCACAGCUCAUGUAUCUUGGCUGUUCAAUGGAGAGAAAUUGCACAAGAAAGUGGACCAAGUAGAUCUACAACCAGGAUCCCUGACAAUCUAUUCUCUUAGCCCUUCUAAUUCUGGUGUUUACCAAUGUGUUGCCAAUAACAGCAUUGGUGGAGUAAUCAGCAGGCCUGCCACAGUGUCGAUUGCCUAUCUUGAUGACUUUGAGACUUCAGUGAAACAUGUAACUACAGUGGAACAAGGGAAUGCAGCUUUCAUUGCUUGCCAGCUACCAAAAAGUAAUCCAAAAGCACAGGUUCGCUUCCGUGUGCGGGGAAAAUUGCUAGAACAAUCAACAGAAAACUACCUAAUUCUCCCAUCGGGAAAUCUGCAAAUUUUGAGUGCAUCUUUAGAUGACCGAGGACUUUAUAAAUGUGCAGCGUAUAACCCAGUCACUGAUGAUCUCAAAGUUGAACCUAUGGGACAUAAACUCAUAAUCAGCACCUCUUCCUCAGAAGAUUUUCACAUUGUUCACCCUACCAGUUCUCAGGCUUUGGAAGUACCUCAGCACAGUCCUCUGAUGUUGGAAUGCGUUGUUAGUGGAUUGCCCUUACCCUAUGUCCACUGGUAUAAGGAUGGCCAAGAUGCUCUAGCUGGAGGCAGGUGGAGAAUGUUUCAUUCACAUCUUACAAUAGAUUCGCUUCACUCAUCAGAUGCUGGAAAUUAUUCCUGUGUAGUGGAUAACAAUUCUGGAGUUACGAAACAUGUAAACUUCAGCGUGAAUGUUCUUGAAUCUGCUUCUGUUGUGAAAGGAUUGCAGAAUCAAACUGCAUCUCUGGGAAAAACUGUGCAUUUUUCAUGUGAAGUACAUGGGAACCCUACACCUAACAUCACUUGGUUCCAUAACGCAGCUCCUGUCCAUCUCUCUCCUCGACCCUUACCUUCAGGAAGCAAACUGAGAAUUAGUGGUAUCACCAGAGAAGAUGCAGGGUUGUACCAGUGUUUAGUCAGCAAUGGUAUUGGAUUUGUUCAGUCUACUGGGAGACUUCAUUUACAAGCAGAAAGAGGUUCCAAGCCAGUGAUAACCUCACCACCAGCAAACAUCGAAGUUCCAGACGGUGACACGGUUACACUGUCCUGCAAUGCAACUGGACUGCCUGUUCCUGUAAUUCGUUGGUAUAACAGCCAUGGACUGAUUACCAACCAUCCUUCACAAGUUCUGUAUUCAAAACCAAGGAAAUCAUCCUCACAAGCAAGAGCUGGCAACUCGGUUUCAGAUAGAGCCUACUUCAUCAUGUCUCGGGCUGGAUCAAGCUCCCUAUAUAUCCAGCCUGUUACACCAGAGUAUGCGGGGAAAUAUACCUGUGAAGCAACCAAUGAACAUGGCGUGGCUCUUUCAGAAGCUUUCCUUACAGUUGUUUCUUAUGAAGCUAGUAUGAAGCCAGAUGCAGCAGCUCCUGUGGAAGCUGCUCAGGGUGAUGAAGGUGAUGGAGAUUCUGAUUCAGGAAUGGCCCUCCCAAGUUUAUCCCCCACUGAGAUGACUGAUGAAGCUGCUACAGAAGAAGCUUUGAAUGGCGUUUCUCCACCUGAUGCUCCAAUCAUUCUCAGCCCUCCACAGACACUUAAACCUGACCAGUACAACCUUGUGUGGAGGCCUGGAAAGGACGGCGGCCUGCCAGUUAAUUUCUAUUUUGUGAAAUAUCGUAAGCUGGAUGAUAAUGUCAAUGUGUCCAGUUGGAAUACAAUUCGUGUUCCUGGAAGUGAAAAUGAACUUCGUCUCUCAGAACUGGAACCCUCCAGUCUUUAUGAAGUCUUGAUGGUAGCUAGAAGUGCUGCUGGUGAAGGGCAACCUUCUAUGCUUACUUUUCGUACCAGCAAAGAAAGAUCAUCCUCCUCAAAAAACACACAGACCCCAUCUCAACCAGUUGGCAUUCCUAAGCACCCUGUCAUUCAGGAAGGGUCAACCAACAAUUUUGGUGUAGUCCUUCCAGAUUCGUCUCGACAUAGUGGAGUUCCGGAGGCACCAGAUCGACCUACUAUCUCUACAGCUUCGGAGACAUCUGUUUAUGUCACUUGGAUCCCACGAGCGAAUGGUGGAUCUCCUAUUACAGCCUUUAAAGUAGAAUAUAAGCGCACGAGCAAGAAUGGUGACUGGAAGGUUGCAGCUGAUAACAUCUCCCCUUCCAAACUUUCAGUCGAAGUUCGCUUUUUGGAACCAGGAGCCACCUAUAAAUUCCGAGUGAUUGCUAUCAAUAAUUAUGGGGAGAGCCCACGAAGUUCUGCAUCUCGGCCUUAUCAAGUAGCUGGCUUUACCAACCGAUUUUCCAACCGGCCCAUAACAGGCCCUCACAUUGCUUAUACAGAGGCAGUCAGCGAUACACAGAUCAUGUUAAAAUGGACUUACAUUACUUCGAAUAACAACAAUACACCUAUUCAAGGUUUUUAUAUCUACUAUCGGCCAACAGAUAGCGACAAUGAUAGUGACUAUAAGCGAGAUGUUGUAGAAGGUACCAAACAGUUGCACUUGAUAAGCCACCUCCAACCUGAAACAUCAUAUGAUAUCAAAAUGCAGUGUUAUAACGAAGGAGGAGAAAGUGAUUACAGCAAUGUAAUGAUCUGUGAAACCAAAGUCCGGCGUACACCUGGAGCAUCAGAAUACCCAGUGAAGGAUCUUAGCACACCACCUAAUUCUAUUGAUCGUGGAGCUGGAAGUAAUGCUGGUCAACCAAAUGGCCCUGUCCGGAGUAGUGACAUGCUGUACCUGAUUGUGGGAUGUGUCCUUGGAGUCAUGGUUCUUAUACUUAUAGUUUUCAUUGCCAUGUGUCUGUGGAAGAACCGCCAGCAAAAUGUCAUGCAGAAAUAUGACCCUCCUAGUUACCUCUAUCAAGGUGCUGAUAUCAAUGGGCAAAUAGUUGAGUAUACUACGUUGCCAGGCACAAGUCGUAUCAAUGGCAACAUCCAUGGAAACUUUAUCAGUAAUGGAAAUGUUACUAAUGGUUGCCUUCACCACCAUCACAAGAUUCCUAAUGGGAUGAAUGGGAUCAUGAAUGGUGUUGUGAAUGGAGGAACUGGUGUUUAUCCAGGACACACUAACUCUCUAUCUAGAGCUCAUGUAGAAUAUGAACAUACACAUCACCUAGGAAAUGGUGGUGGACUGUACACAGCAGUCCCUCAGAUAGACCCUUCUGAAUGUGCUAACUGCCGGAACUGUCGGAACAAUAACAGGUGUUUCACGAAAACCAGCACUUUUGGCAGCAGCGCUGUACCUGUGAUGCCCAUCAUAGCACCUUAUCAGCAGGACAGCUUAGAGAUGAAGCCGCUGAAUCAUGUGAUGGUUGCUAUGUGCUUAACGCCACCAGUCCCCGGGUGCAGUACUGAGACGGAAGAUGAUGGCAAGGAGAAUGGGGAGUCCUUGUCUUCCCAGGAUUCUUACUGCCAAGAAAAUGUGAAUCCGCUCCAUACGGAUUGUACAGAAGAGAAUGGUUCACAUUUGGAAACAUCCAAUCACAUGCUGAGCUGGAGCCCACUUAUUCUUCAACCUCUUUCAAAAGACUGUAAUGACAAAACAGAAGGGAUUUCGAAUGGAGUUACGUUGGACAGUUUGGGGGGCCUUCGGCAGCUCCACCUACAGGAGACUUGAGGAAGCAACCAUUUUCCCCUCUUAAAGCCAGUAGCUGCACAGCCGAGUCGCUGAAAGGGACUGAUGACAGGAUGUUAAUUAUAAGAGUCACUAUUUAUUAUUUGAGUGUAGUGUCCUAUGAAUGUAAUUUUUAAAAAAGAAAUCUUUUGCCUUUUCAUAUUAUUUAUGUCUUGAGAAAUUCUUCCCCACCCUUCCCAGAUUGAAAGAUAAUCGCCCCUUUGUGAUUAUCUAACAGGUCUGUAGUCAUUAUUGGGAAACAUAUUAGGGUGCCUUCCAUGAGUAGAUACUGUUUUGCAAACCGUGCUUGCUGCAGAGUGAGGUGCAUCCAGCCAGCUUUUCUGCUGAUAAAAAGGAGGGGUGCCCUUGGGUUACUUAAAAAGUUGUGCUGGUGUUAUGAGACCUGCCUGAGUAGAAGCCAGCUGGGGCAGAGGCUGUAGUAAGCAAAGGAGUUAGACAAGAUUGAGUCGGAAAGGUUGAUUGGAUUCACACUGGAGGAAGCAUUUGUUGAACCUGCUUAUUGAGAAUGGUUUAGACUCUAGCUUGUCUGCAGGUUAAGCAUCUAACGUUUGGGCUAUGAUCUUUCAGGAAGAUUGCAGUGAAUGGAAGUAGAACAAAUUGAAGCACUGCUCCAAAUGAUCCAGCUGUUUUAACUGUUACAGCACAUUAGGGAAAUAGUUCUUAAAAGGCAAAAAUGAAAAGGUUGCCUUUGUACCAAUAACUACGUGAAUCCUAACUCUGCACGCCAAAUAGGUCAGUCAGUACUGGGGAAAGCUGGCUGUCCAGUGGCAUGCUUGCAACAGGGCUCAUCUGAGUGACAGUACUAGACAGGAGUGCAGAGUUCUUGUUGUACUCAUCCUAGGUAGGAAGACACAGUGUAUCUUUGAGAAGCUCAUGCAUAGCCCCUCCUGCUGGGUAGAAAACUUAAGCAUGACUAUUCUUCGCUGGUGUCCCUUGUUGCACUUCUAAAUAUUUUGAAAUGUCUCCUGGCAUUCCCUUGCUGUUUCCUAUAAUAUAUGCUUUUUUCUUAAGUCUGGUUAAUUUUUAAUGGCAUAGUAGUGGCUGUCCAAAAAGCAAAUGAGCAGCAACAAUUUUGAUGUGUCUGUGGGAUAGGAAAGCAAACAAAAUGAAUUAGAAACAGUUCCUCCUCCCAUUCUGUUGUUGAGGGCGCUGUUUAAUUAACUAAGUGGACGCACACAAAAGUAAUUUAUACUGAAGAGAAUACAGGAGAAUGACCACAGUGGGGGAGAUUCAGAAUGUUUGUGUAGACUAAUCACAAGGAAAUCAGUGCCUUUUAAUUGAUGCACUAAUUUAAUGCAAAAAAAAAAGUGAGCAUUAAAUGGGGACACGUUUGGGAAGCGGAUGCAGACUUAACUAGCUGUCGGCAGUUGUAUUGAGGAGCCCAUCUCGUAGAGCCGUUGGUGCAAAUGCAUCGUACGUGAGAAUCUAAAGCUUGUGUGCUCCUUUGUGGAAAUUGGUCCAGAAGAAGGUCCUGCUGUCCCUGUUUUGUAAAUACACUGGAGCAGAGGGGGGGUGGGGAAAUCAAGCAUUUAUGAUGAGGUUUCUGAUCAAUGUUUUUGCUAUAUUUGGUUUAUAUACCGGGUUCAAAAUGGAAUCCUUUUGCCUUGGUCUUUCCAAAGAUAUCUGUGCUUGUACUGUCUUUAACGCCUUUUAAAAAAUGUUGGGAGUAGGGUGUGUAUAUGCAAAACUGGGCAGCUAGGAAUAGUGGCACAGAAUCCCUGCUUCACUUUAUUGACUAAAAAUGCAUCGAUUCCGCUUCACCCUCCGCUGUUAAGAUGUGGCGUCAGACUUGCCAUGAGUUGUAUAACAGCUGCGUGUACUGCUUUAAGAAAUCUGCCUGUGUCUCAGAAAUAGCAGAGGGCGUGUGAUGUAUGUCUCGCAAGGCAAGCUGCAUAUUUUCCCCUCCUGGUUUUAACCAGCAUAAAUAAAACAAACUUGCACUUGUAAAACACCUUUUCCAAGAAUCAGAGGCACAUAAAUUUAAAAUUACAGUUGCCCCAAGGCAAUAUGAAUUAAUUUUUCUUAGCUAGAGACAGGAACCAGAAACACCCCAUUCAAGGGGGAGGCAGAAGAGAGCAAAGCGGCCCAAAUAAAAAUUGCAACCCCCCCCCCCCCCCUUAUAGAAGCGCGGAGGAGAUGCCCGCAGGUGCAAUGUACCACACUGUGUGUGUGUGUGAUGAAAACAAGUUUUGUGUUUUUAUAACUGCUGCAGCAAAUGUCAAAUGCUGUACGUGUGUAUAUAGUGUGUGAUAUAUUUUAUAUAAUAUAUGAUAUGAUAUAUAUUAUAUAAUUUUAUAAAUAAGGCUCCCUAAUGAGAAUUUGCAGUACGUUUUUCUGGGUUACUAUGCAAGGAUAUUCUCCACUAGGAAACAAGUUGGCACAAGACAUGGUUUGGUUAAUGGGCCUAUAGAAAGUCUCUGCUAUGUGUCUCCACACUGAACUGAUAACGUAUUGAGACUUCCAAAGGAUUAUGUUUUGUAGCUGUAGAAAAAGAAUCAGUCCUGUAAGUUAGUGUGACCUGUCAUGUGCAAUGCCCUUGCUGGUUUGGACAUAAAUGGAUGCCUUUCCCAAGAACAAAAAUGUCAGCAUAAUUUUGAAGUGGGAAUUCAAGGCAUCGUUUCAGUAACAUGGAGCCAGUUUGAUUCAAGAGACCCCAGGCAGGUAACAUGAGUCUUUAAAUGUUGUCAUAUUUGGAGGCUGUGACAGUCUUAAGUAAACUGUUGUAUUAGUAGAAUCUCAUCAAGGAAUGCUUUAUUUAUAUCGUGUGACACUGUUUUAAGUGUUUCCCCCCUUUUAUUGUAUUUUUAUUUAUAAAAGUUAUAUAUUGCUUUAAUAUUUUAGGGGGAUGUGUGUGCUUUCCCAACUAUAGGUAUGUUCUUAUGAACCUUACAAAGCUUAUGCAUGUGGCCCUUUCACAAAUCCAAGCGGCCAUUCCGAUUUCUAAUUUUGGCUCGCAAAGUUUGCCCGGGAAGCUAGGAAAAUCUUGUUUGUCUGACACUUAGCGUUUUGCCAUCCUACUUCAUAUGGUUUUAUUUUGCUGCCUUGUCAAAAAAUUUUAAGCCCAGUAAUCUUGUGGGCUUCCUUGGAAGCCCCUAAAGCACUUUUGUAAGAGUUCUUUUGUGAGAUUUUCUCAUUUAAAAUCUUCAGAAUGCCAGCUUUUUAAUAUAUCAAGUCCUCAUGUUUACAGAGGACUUUGAAUGUAUGUGUUCAAAACUUGGUAAGCAAGGAGAAAUCUAAACUGUUCAUGUUAAUGGUUGCUUGGUCUUUUAAGACAUCUUUGUAUUGUAUGGCUGUUGGGAAGCUUUAUCCCCCAUACUUCUGAAAUUCACUUUCAGAUUGUUAUACAGCUGCCUGGUUAAGAAUGAGAUGAGUUAGGUGAGCGAUGUCUGGUUACGCCAUAGCUAUUCAUGUUAGCUCAUGGCUUAUUUCCCCCAGUUGUAAGUACAGGGAGCUCCCAGAGGGUAUCCCAAAUGGCUUUCAGUUGCAUUCUGGGAUGCCACACUGCAAGCAUGUCCCACUGGAAUUGACCUGCAGUCAGGUUGGCGCUGAAGCGGUUCCACAUCAGUAAUUUCUUGAGCUCAGACAAGAUUUCAGCUUCCCUGAGGGUACUCAUCCUUAGCUGUUCACGUUCUUCCUCACCCUUGAGCCUCUAAAAAGUCACUUGGCUAAAACAAAGUAUUGAUGUCUAAGCAAUAGGCGGUUUUUAUAUUUUGUACUUUUGUCGUCUUGCAAAUAAAUGAUUUAAAGAUGCAUGUCUUUUGUAUCAUAUAGAAAAUAUACUAUAUUUUCCCUUUUAAAAGUUGUAAUCUUUUUUUGGAAGUGUACAUAUGUUUAAAUGAUGUAGUUUGGGGCAGGAUUUUUCUUAUGUUUUAAUAUUAAAGAGAAUGCUGCUGCUUUGUCUAAUGACGAGCGUAAUAA
Messenger RNA from Sphaerodactylus townsendi, 8001 nucleotides. It is a transcript of the gene CDON, whose product is annotated as cell adhesion associated, oncogene regulated. Bases 289 to 4065 code for a protein of 1258 amino acids. The record is from RefSeq and is a predicted model, not a curated record. Gene Ontology annotation, cellular component: plasma membrane; axon. The transcript is spliced from 20 exons. Gene Ontology annotation, molecular function: protein binding. Lineage: Eukaryota; Metazoa; Chordata; Lepidosauria; Squamata; Sphaerodactylidae. Gene Ontology annotation, biological process: axon guidance; nervous system development; cell-cell adhesion.